AUGACCUAUCGCGGCUCCUUACCCCAUGACCAAGGGUCGGGGUUCAAUGGCCAGCACAAUAUGAACAACCAGUAUAUGCAGAACGGCUUCGACGAUGGCUACGAAGCCUGGAGCAGUCUGAACAGCCCACAGCUUCAACCGCAGUACCAGAGUGCCAUGUUCGUCGCGCCCGUCGACUAUCACUCGAACCAGUCGAACCAGCAGUCGCAUAAUCACCACAAUCACCACAAUCACCACCACAAUGCACUCCAGCGGCAGCAGCAGCAGCAACGGCAGCAUAUGCAAACCCAAAACGCAAACUACCAAUUCCAGUCCUACAACCCCUCCUUCGAUCAAAUACCUGCAGGUGGUUAUCAACAGAACAAUGCGAACUCCUCAGCCCAGAUGAUGCCUUCGGCUCAGGCUCAGCAGCCUUUCCAGCAACCGCCUAACCACCAACCAUAUUCCCAAACGAACGACUGGCAGCACAUGCCCCCACCCAUGCCGGUUCCCUCGCCAUCUUUUCAGCAAUCUCAACCUUUGGCUCCAUCCCCGACCCCGACCCCGACCCCGACGCAAAUGCAAAUGCAACAGCAAAACCAGAUACCGCAACGCGUGAACUCUCCCGCCAUGGCGCAGUCGCCCCAGUACGCCGCGCGGGAGCUUGUACCGAACAAUCACAACAGACAUGCGAGUGUCACCACGCGAAUAGACCAGGCGGCCAACCGGGUAUCUGCAAGCCCGCGCUUGACCUCGCACACCGUCACGAGGAGCCCGAGUGUGAGCUCCACUAGAUCGCCCGCCCUGAUGCCCGCCCUCAUUCCGCACCACCACGAUACGAACUCCCUUCUGCUCUGCGUGGCCGAAGAUAUGUUUGCAAAGGCGAAGGAGGGAUGCCAGCGGGUGGCAGAAACUCUCGACGAUCAGAGCCUGCACGAGUACCAAAAGCUUGUUGCCACCGGCCUGGGCUGUUACGAAGUCGCUCUUGGUAGCAAUAAGCUAGCUCCUCGCCUCGAGGCAAUCGUCAGGCUUCGCUAUGCCAAUAUCCUGUGCGAUGAGACAAAUAAUGUCAUGGAGGCCGAGACUGCACUAACCAAGGGAAUCACGCUGUGUGAGAGGAAUCGUUUCGCCGACUUGAAAUAUGGAAUGCAGUUCCUGCAGGUGAAGCUAUUGUUUUCACAGCGAAAGGGGAGAGCAGCCAUGAUCGCCGUAGACGCGCGGAUUCGUGACGCAGAAGUCCUGAAGCAUAUCCAUUGGGUCUAUGCGUAUCGCUUCCUGAAGAGUACAUUCUAUCUGCAAUCUUCCAGUCCAACGGAAACUCAUGCCCUCGAGAACCUGAGAGCAAUCACGACGCUGGCCAGCCAACGAGGCGAUCGUACCAUCUUCGUCGUCGCCUCCCUCAUCGAGGGUCUUAGUCACCUGCGAGUCAUGAAGGAGGAUUCUAUCGUUCGCAUACAAGCUUGUAUCGCCCAAGCCGCAAAAUACCAACUCGAGGAUUCCGUUCAUAUCCUCCAACUCGAUGUUUUGACCCUGAUGCUGGAUCUCGCGUGCAGUCUACACCAAAAAUCAUCAAACGUGAUCGGACAGAAAAUGCAAGCUCUGCAGGACCGUAUGGAUGCGUCCCACAAAGAUACGAGCUGGAGUCUCACGAAUACAGAUAUGUUGCUUCCCAUCCGGAAGCAACCCGGCAACGCACAGAUCAUCAGUGACGAGUCCGGUGGUGUUCUCAGACCUGGUAGUGAGUACGAUUCCAAUGACUACCUUGUCAUGUCGUUCUGGAACAAGCUGGAAGCAUACACGAUAACAUACACGUAUAGUAGCCUCGCGUUCCUGUACCAGCAAAACCGUCAUGAUCCGAGAAUCUUCAUGAUGUGGGAUGAAGCGUUGGGCCAACUACAGAAGACUCACAGCCACAUGAAAGGCUAUCCUCAUACCUUGGAGGAGGCGAUCAGAAACGAAGACUGGCGAAAGGAGGCAAUUUGCUACCUCCACAUACUUCGAGGCCUGCACCACGCAACUUCGACCAAAUGGGACGAAGUAAAGAAGUGUUUGGAUCAGUUGGAGAGCAUGGUCAAACCCGAGCUUGGGAGUGUAAUAACGUUAUACGCCAUGUAUCUUUCGGGGAUAUACCAUCAAGGUACUGGAGAUUUGAACACGGCUGGUGUAAUCUACAGGGACCCAGCUUUCCACCUCGACUUCGACAAUGCGACGCAGGGUCGUCGACGAUCAGCCGAAUUCGAUGUCUCAUUACUAGCGGCCUUCAAUCUGAUAUGGAUCAUGCAGGAGCCUGCCCAUAGGAACGAUGCAGUCACGCUGGAGAUGCUUGAGCAACUUGGUCCGCUCUGCAUAGGUCACCCUAACCUGGAGAUCCGCACAGCGUACAACUUGGUGAUAGCAGCAGUACAAACGAACCCUCCGAUACCGAUGACGACAGUGAAGACGCACCUCUCGACGGCACUGAAUAACGCCAAGAUCUCAGGCGACGUGCAGACGCUCUCUAUCGCCCUCAAUCUUAUGAGAGCCAAGCUUUUCCAGAGCAUCGUGGGCGAUCAAGCGUUGAAAAGCGCAAAGGCUGCCUCGAUGCAGGCGAAGAGGAGCGGAAACACAUUGUGGAUGAGUGUAGCGGACGGGAUGCUCGCGCAGAGCUACGACGUCCAAGGACAGGCGGCCGAGGCCCAGAAGGCGUGGCAAGACGCCACCAACUAUGCAACGCAGGUCUUCCAGGUCGUCAAGACAGAAGAUGAGUGA
Anthostomella pinea is the source of this 2727-nucleotide messenger RNA. The record is from the annotation of a GenBank genome assembly. NCBI's taxonomy places the organism in Eukaryota, Fungi, Ascomycota, Sordariomycetes, Xylariales, Xylariaceae.